CUGGUUUAUGAUCACGUGUACCGCAUGCGUCCCAUGUGUACGCAGGAGAAGUGUUGAAGGUGUUGUAAGUUUAAAGUUCUUCUGUGCGUACUAUGACGAAAAAGAAAGGAAAGACGCAGCUGGGCAGGAGUUUAAUUAAAGCAAAAGGAAACAAGUUUCAAAAUGCGUCUUCUCUGCAUACUACAGAACUCAAUGAUGGAUACGACUGGGGCAGAGCUAAUGUUACGAGUAUUACGGAGCAGAAUGAUCUGGACGAAUUCCUUGCAACUGCGGAACUGGCAGGAACAGACUUUACAGCAGAAAAGCUCAACGUACGUGUAGUGCAAGGUAAUGCGACGCCAGGCAUAUUGUCGCAAAAUGAGAAAGCAGACCUCGAAAUAUUGCACCAGAAACACAAGCAGUUCCUAAAGGUUCCACGGAGACCACAUUGGGAUGAAACUACCACACCAGAGGAGCUGCAUGCGCUCGAAAAAGAAGCGUUCAUAAACUGGCGACGAGAGCUUUCUGAGUUGCAGGAUGCAGAAGGAAUUAUCCUAACACCGUACGAGAAAAAUUUGGAGUUCUGGAGGCAGCUUUGGAGAGUCGUGGAAAGGAGUGAUGUCGUUGUUCAAAUUGUGGAUGCGAGAAAUCCGCUCCUCUUUUAUUGUGAAGAUCUCGUGAGGUAUGUUGCGGAAGUAGGACCCCACAAGAAGAGCAUGGUUCUUCUGAACAAGUGUGAUUUACUUACGGGAGAACAAAGAAAAGCAUGGGCCGAAUAUCUGACAUCCAUCGGCAUACAUGCAGUGUUCUUUUCCGCACUCCUGGAAAGCGAGGAAGCGAAAGAGGGUUCUCUCGAAGCAGACGACGAAAUGGGGAGCACAGAUGAUGAAUGUUCGGAUGAGAGUUCAGACGAAAGUUCCUACGAAAGCCUGCCUGAGAGCUUGUACGAAACCUGUGAUGAAUCCUGUCCCAGUCCUGCUCGUAAUACUCCCCUGCACACCAAAGAUGCAGGAGAAGGACCACUGAAAAACACUUGUCAUCUGCACACGAAGGAGGAAUUGUUACAACUUUUUAAAACUGUGCACACCGGUCCAAAAGUGAAAGAAGGAAUGACAGUCAUUGGAUUAGUCGGGUAUCCCAAUGUUGGCAAAAGUUCGACUAUCAAUGCGCUACUGCAAAGCAAGAAGGUGUCCGUGUCGACGACACCAGGAAAGACCAAGCAUUUUCAGACGCUACACCUGGAUGAGGAGCUAUGUCUCUGCGACUGUCCCGGUUUGGUUUUCCCAAAUUUUGUGAGCAACAAAGCAGAGAUGAUCGUCAACGGAAUCUUGCCCAUCGACCGGAUGACGGAUCAUGUCCCUCCCAUAAAUAUUGUUGCCAGUCUCAUCCCAAGGCACAUCCUGGAGUGUACCUAUGGCAUAAUGCUACCACCUCCACAUGAGACUGAAAACCCGGACAGGCCACCAAAUUCAGAGGAGUUGCUGAAUGCUUAUGGCUACAUGAGGGGCUACAUGACACCCAGUGGUGUGCCGGACAAUCCUAGAUCAUCGCGGUACAUCUUGAAGGACUUUGUGAAUGGCAAGCUAGUCUUCUGUACUGCACCGCCUGGAGUACCUCAGGACAAGUACCAUGUGUACCCCCCAGACAGUCGAACAAAGGCCUCUACGACGGGCACACAGCAGCCAAGAAAAGAGUGGGCAAGGAAGACUACCAGCAGAGACAUUGACAAGGACUUCUUCAAAAAGAGAGAAUCUCAGGUGCACUCCAAAGGGAAAACGUGUAUAACAUCAUCGGCUCAAGUCCCGAGCACGGCUGGAAGCUCUUCCGAAGUUGGAAAUUCCAAACCGUGGAAGAAACACCACAACACCAAGAAGCGGGAAAAACUGCGUCGGGUCUAUGCUGCUCAUGACCUGUAACAUAUGGGUUUGCGUCUAAUGUAAAUAAAUACGGUGCAGUUUAAGCUA
Molecule: messenger RNA, 1943 nt
Organism: Ornithodoros turicata
Lineage: Eukaryota; Metazoa; Arthropoda; Arachnida; Ixodida; Argasidae
Gene: Ns3
Product: large subunit GTPase 1 homolog
Exons: 15
Coding region: 93-1895 (600 amino acids)
Biological process (GO): ribosomal subunit export from nucleus
Cellular component (GO): cytosol
Molecular function (GO): GTPase activity; GTP binding
Source: RefSeq, a predicted model, not a curated record